UUCAAUAGUUAGGACAUCAGCAUACGUAUACUGUGUAUUUCAACAAUCGACAGCAAAAAAAAAUAGUUCGUUUCAAAAUGGCCAUGACAAUUUUUUCAACAAGUCAAAUUUCAUGCGAAAUGACUAUUAUAGACUUUCAACUAUUACAAUCCGAAAGUUAUGCCUUCAAAUUGCGUGAUCUCGAUUGGAAAUUUCAUGUGGAAAAAGUGUCGGGAACCGAAGGUGAUGCCAUCAAUGUGCAUUUGGAACGAAUCAUUAGGGACGGUGAUAAUGCAUACGGUUCAUACGGUUGCAUUGCAACUAUUAACGUUGAAUUGAAAUCAUUUUACGAGGGAGUGCCGCAUCACACCGACUUUAUUCAGCCGGAAGAAUAUAGUGCCACGAACAAAAUGUGGUCGAUCAAACCGUUUAUCAAAUACGACAAAUUGAUGGACUCGAAGAUGGGAUACAUUAACGAUAACAACGAAAUUCGUUUGCAAAUCAAGGUCAAAGCGGACGAACCAACGAAACCGAACGAAAAUGCAAAUGUUCAUUUGAAAAUUGAGCCAACCGAACAACCCAUGAAAGUGACGCUAAAUUUGAUGUUUGACCAAAUCAGCAAUGUACUUGCAAUUAUCUCGCCGGAAUUCAUUCUGUGGGAUAUGCCGAUGCGUGUGCAAGUUUACAAAAAUUCCAUUUGGGAUGACGAAAAAUUCCAUGCGUUGAGCGUAUUUUUGUGGAAUUGUCGCAAAAAUGGAAACAAAAAGGUAAAGCUGAACGCCAAAAUAAAGUUGAUUGCGAUUGGACCAGAUGGCAAUUUUUUAACACCGACGGACAAUAAUAAUUUUGAGCAAAAUACUGGCACACAGGAAAUUGACGAAGAUUGUACAUGGGCGGGCUUCUCGAGCUUCGUGAGAUGGCAAACAUUACAAAAAACGUACAUGACAAGAAGUGGUUCGAUUUGCAUGCAAAUUGAAAUACAAAAGGAAGAAUUUGUGGCUGAAAAUCGGGUACCAAGUCCACAGCCAGGACCCAGCUGUAGUUCGGCGAGUUCUCGCCUGUCAAAUGGAUCGAUUAUACAAUGUAUGUGCUGUUUCAAAAACAUUGACUUCUGCACAUUGUGUCGUGUAUCAUGUGGUCAUCUUUACUGCUAUGAAUGCGUCCAUGAAGAUCUGAAGCUACGCAAAAUAUGCAUCAUGUGCAAUGAAGAAUUGGAUCUCAGUCUUCCAGCACAAAUUAUUCUACUCGACUGAAAUAUUUUCAUUUUUACAAACAUCAUAAUUUUUUUUCUUUAUUUUCGUAAUU
Molecule: messenger RNA, 1284 nt
Organism: Contarinia nasturtii (swede midge)
Lineage: Eukaryota; Metazoa; Arthropoda; Insecta; Diptera; Cecidomyiidae
Exons: 2
Coding region: 78-1232 (384 amino acids)
Molecular function (GO): protein binding
Source: RefSeq, a predicted model, not a curated record